Rodentolepis nana is the source of this 1029-nucleotide messenger RNA. Lineage: Eukaryota; Metazoa; Platyhelminthes; Cestoda; Cyclophyllidea; Hymenolepididae. The record is from the annotation of a GenBank genome assembly.
AUGCCGGGAGGGCCUGAAUCAUUUCUUAUUGAAAAUAUUCUCAGGAAAAGUGAUGACACUAACGAACGAAGUACCAUGGACAUAUCUGCAUUGGAGUCUUUCAACGAUGUUGCAUGCAAUCCACAUAAGCCUCCUUCGGAUAAGGAACAUACUAAAGACAACUCAUCCUCCAACUCUGGAUCGACGAACCUCUCUCCACCUCAGCCUGGUAGUUAUAGAAGUGAAAGCAGUGAGGAAUCACCUGCACUGAAGUUUUCCACUGAGUCAAUAAUGAUGUCUUCGCCUGAUAUAAAACGAAAUCGUGACUAUUUAUUCCCCAUUGAUGAAAGUGUUUCACCUCCGAAUCAAUUAACUUUUCCAUGGUUGCAUUUGCCACCAGUUUUGAGUGGAUUUUAUCAAGGAGGACUUACUGCAACACCCUCUGCACAUUUUCCAACGCUAGUAACCCGAAAGAAAGACGAGAGCAUUAAAAUUACUCAAUAUUCUUCCUUUGAAUUUGAACAUGCUCUCUUAGAAGAAAAUCGACCCAAAAGAGUACGAAUAACUUUCUCCUCCUAUCAAGUUAAAGUUCUUCGAGCCAUAUACUACCAAAGGAAGUAUCUUUCAAGAACGGAACGGUCGAAGUUGUCAGGAAUGCUGGGCGUCAGUGAACAGCAGGCCAUACGGUAUCUUCAGUUAAUGCUGCUUUUUCUUCAAUACGAAAGUGGGACACCAGAAAGAAGAAUUGAAUUAAAAAUUUGGUUCCAGAAUCAACGAUACAAGGAAAAAAGAGGCAUUGAAGUGGAGAAGGAAAAUGCCUACUUUUCAACAAAUAAUUCAUCCCAUGUUCAAAUGGAUCCGCUAUUAUCACAAUUGGCACCACCAUAUUCAUCGCACUCCGGUUUUGCGAACAAGUUGAGGGAAAUUCUCCGUUUCCCACUUCCACCAACACUCCCACCUCCUCCGCCACUUCUAUCACAAAUGAAAUCAGCGCCACAUCGAUGUUUAGCGCAGACUGCUAGUAUGAGUCUUCACACCUUGACUCCUUGA